Messenger RNA from Alligator mississippiensis (American alligator), 1423 nucleotides. RefSeq names its product proline rich 7, synaptic (gene PRR7). The record is from RefSeq and is a predicted model, not a curated record. Lineage: Eukaryota; Metazoa; Chordata; Crocodylia; Alligatoridae. The transcript has 3 exons. The coding region runs from base 383 to 1126 and encodes 247 amino acids.
CGCCAUCGCCCCGCCCGGCUGGUCCCCCGCGCGCGCCCGGCGUCCGGGGCAGCGGGGCUGGAGCGACCCCCGCCCCCGCCGGCUGCAGGAGCCCGGCCCGGCCCGGCCCGGUCCGCGCGGGCCCAGGCGGGAGCAGCCGGUGCCGCCGGUGCCAUGGGCAGGGGCUGGGCCGGGGCCCCCCGCGCUGGACGGCGCCGGCACCGGCCCCCCCCUCGCCGCGCCUCCCCCUCCCGCUCCCGCUCCCGGUGCUGCCAGCCAGCGGGCGCCAUGGCAACGGCUGCCGGCAGCGCGGGGGGGGCCCCGUGAGCGCGCGGGGGCGGCACGGCGCGCGGGCCCGCGGCCGGCACCGGGCAGCGCGGAGGAGGAGCCCGCGCCCGCCACCAUGGUGAUGUCCCAGGGCACCUACACCUUCCUCACCUGCUUCGCCGGCUUCUGGCUCAUCUGGGGCCUCAUCGUGCUGCUCUGCUGCUUCUGCAGCUACCUGCGGCGGCGCCUGCGGCGGCGGCAGGAGGCCCGGCUGCGGGAGCAGAGCCUGCGCGCGCUGGAGCUGGAGCCCCUGCACUACGAGGGCUACGCGGGCAGCCCCCCCGGCCUGCCCGCGCCCCACCGCCUCCGCCUCGAGCCGCACCCGCCGCACGCGCACCCGCACCCCCACGCGCACCCGCACCCCCACGCGCACCCGCACCCCCACGCGCACCCGCACCUGCCGCCCCCGCGGCCCUGGAGCUACCGGCACGAGUCGGACCUGUCCAAGCCGCCGUGCUACGAGGAGGCGCUGCUGAUGGCAGAGCCGCCACCGCCCUACAGCGAGGUGCUGAUGGACACGCGGGGGCUGUACCGCAAGAUCAAUGCUCCCUUCCUGAGCCACGAGCGCCCCGAGAAGCAGGAGCAGCUGCCCAGCUACAAGCCCCUCUUCCUGGACCCGAGCUACGGCUCCUCCCUGCACCUGCCCAGCGGCGCCGGCCAGGGCCACACCUGCCCCGAGCUCUACCUGGCGGCGGAGCACUCCCAGCGCAUGUUCCCCAGCUGGACGGACUCCGAGCUCAGCAGCAGGGACACAUAUGAGCCGGGGCCCUGGCACCUCCCUGUCUCGAUGCCCUUGUUUGGCAGGACUACGGCGGUGUAGAGCGCGCUGCCCAGGCCAGCAUCAGCAUGGGACUGAGACCAGGACUGUGGCCGCUGUGCCCCACUGUCACCCUCCACCGGGCUGCUCCCCACGGCUGCCGGGGGCUCCUCAGGACCAGCGCGACCCCUCGCCCCCCCCGACCUCUGCCUGCCACGGCCAGGGCGCGAGGGGCUGGCUCCCCUCUCGCCCACGGCGCCUGCCGGCCUCCCGGGGCUGCAGGGGCUCCGUGCUGCACCCCGGCGCAGCCGUUUCUUAUCUUGUUUGUUACAGUUUGAGAAUAAAAGUUUGUGGAACCAG